Messenger RNA from Microthlaspi erraticum, 606 nucleotides. NCBI's taxonomy places the organism in Eukaryota, Viridiplantae, Streptophyta, Magnoliopsida, Brassicales, Brassicaceae. The record is from the annotation of a GenBank genome assembly.
AUGAUGGAUUCUUUAGCUAAAUGCUUCAACGGACUUCAAGAAAGGUGCGAGCACGUUCUAGAAGCAAAACCCAUAUACCCAGACGACUUUGACAUAACUUUGCCUCUCAACGGAUCAGAGGUGUCAGUAGAACCCACCAAAAAGACUCGGUGCUUGGAGAGAGCCAAGAGGAUUGACAAAUCCCUGAGGUUCGAAGCCGGAGAAGAAGAAGAAGAGAUGACAAAGCCUCUAGCUCCUAAAGAAGGUCUCAAACCACGUAAGGUUGUGAGGUUUCAGUUAGAGAAUAAUAAGAUCUUCGAGCCGAAGAAGGCGGUGAGUUUCGAUGUUGAUCAAGAAGUCGAAGCAAAGGAAAAGCCUCUGGAAGUCAAAGAGGGUUUGAAUAUGGUUGAGGGGAAGGAGGAGGUUGUGAGGGUUAAGUUCAAGAUGACAAAGCAAGAAGCUCAAAGGCUAUUGUCCACAUGCAAAAACGGCAGCGUUUUAGAUUUUGAGCAUGUGGUGGACCAGAUUUCACACUUCCCGGUUCAUCAGCUUCAAGUCGAUGUGGUUGUGGUUGGUUCUAAUAAUCAGCGACAAGGAAAUGGCUUUUGGUUAUCCAAGCUGAAAUAA